Molecule: messenger RNA, 2000 nt
Organism: Osmerus eperlanus (European smelt)
Lineage: Eukaryota; Metazoa; Chordata; Actinopteri; Osmeriformes; Osmeridae
Product: prostaglandin reductase 3-like
Exons: 2
Coding region: 327-1544 (405 amino acids)
Cellular component (GO): mitochondrion
Molecular function (GO): zinc ion binding
Source: RefSeq, a predicted model, not a curated record
UUUGUUUCACCUUACUAGGAAGUGAUUCGCGUCCGGGAAGAGGAGGGACUCCGACGAUUAGCUGCCUGUUCGCCCGCAUGCUACAAGGUUGCGCCGUGUAUUUGGCUAUGUAAUGGGCAUCUUAAAGACGUUAACACACGGCUACAGCGAUUAUUGCCUCAACGCCGCGUGCAUUGUUAUGUUUUAAAACAGCAAGGCUUAUUGUGUUGUGGCCUGCUAUGCAGAAGAAAGCCUAGCACAGGCUAACGAUAAACACGCUGUUAUUAUAGGCUAUCAAUGCACGUUUAGUGUCCGUGAACUUUGUCACAUUUCCCCCUGUUGGUGCAAUGUCCACCUCGUUCUUCUCCAGACACGGUAGGAGGGUGUUUUCGGUAAUCAGCGGGGGGCGCAUCCGCAGUGGAACCGACGCACUUUCUGGAGUUCAUUUCGUUUUGCGACGCUUCAUUAUAGAUUUGUCAUACUCCACGCACUUCAUGGAUUUUAAAGGCUCUUCGAUACCGAGCUCUAUGAAAAAGCUGGUCGUUACAAAGCUUAGUCAAAAUUUUAAAGACGCAGUUGUCUUGCAAACUGUUCCAGUCCCUACACCUGGCGACGGAGACUUGCUUGUCAGAAAUCGGUUUGUUGGUAUCAACGCUUCUGACAUCAAUUACUCUGCAGGUCGGUACGACCCGUCGGUGAGGCCUCCGUUCGACGUGGGCUUUGAAGGCAUCGGGGAGGUGGUGGGGCUGGGCCUGAGCGCCAGCGCCCGCUACACCGUGGGGGACACGGUGGCCUACUUUGGGGACGGGGCCUUCGCAGAGUACACCGUGGUGCCUGUCAAGAAGAGCGUCCCUGUGCCGGCGGUGAAACCGGAGUUUCUGACGCUCCUGGUGAGUGGCGCCACCGCCUACAUCGCCCUGAAGCGCCUGGGCGACCUGGCAGAGGGCCAGACCGUCCUAGUGACCGCAGCCGCUGGCGGGACUGGCCAGUUUGCGGUGCAGUUUGCCAAGAAGGCGGGAUGCCACGUGAUCGGCACCUGCUCCUCCAAUGAGAAGGCUGGAUUCCUGAAGACCAUCGGCUGCGACCGGCCGAUCAACUACGCGUCAGAGGACCUGGCCGCGACUCUGCGGACAGAAUACCCCAACGGCGUGGACGUGAUCUACGAGUCUGUUGGCGGGAGCGUCUUCGACCUCGCUGUCAACUCCCUCGCCACUAAGGGGCGCCUCAUCGUCAUCGGGUUCAUAUCCGGGUACCAGACCUCCUCGGGGGUCCAGCCCGUCCGGGGGGGGACCCUCCCUGUGAAGCUGCUCCAGAAAUCAGCCAGCGUCCGGGGCUUCUUCCUGCCCCACUUCCUGGGAGACUACAGAGAGGCGCUGGUUAGCAUGAUGGGGCUGUUGGGGCAGGGCCGGCUGGUGUGUGAGGUGGACUGUGGGGACCUGGCUCCAGAGGGGAGGUUUGUGGGGCUGGAGGCCGUGUUCCGGGCUGUUGACUACAUGUAUGCAGGGAAGAACCUGGGGAAGGUGGUGGUGGAGGUGGGCCAUGCCCUGGACACUAGUAAGCUGUGAGCCCAGAAAGGUGGCGGAGGUGGACAUGGCCCCUAAACAAAAGGACUGGGACAGGUAGUCCCUGGUGAAAAGGCUGCUUCUUGGUUGUAGUCCAGGGUCUUGCUAACCCAGCACUAUUACUGAUAGCCCAAUAUACUAUUAGACAGAACACACUGGGGGGCUCUGAACACCAGCAGAUUUAUUUUAAUAUAAUUAUAAUACAAAUGCACACAACUAAUCGCUACUGUGACAGCUGAAAUUUAAUUUAGAAAAAAUCAAACUGUUCUCAAUGUAAACAAUGUUGUUUUUUCAAACUCGGUUUGUGCUCUUUGUUGAUAUUGUGACAUGCUUGUAAUACAGUAAGGCCAAAUCCUAUUUUGAUUAUGUUGAUAAAAAAAAAAAAGAAAUGCAGGAUUCUUCUGCUCUUUGCUUGUUUUGUCUUUUGUCAUUUUCUCUUUCCCUCUCACGCUAGCUUUC